GCCGCCGCAGCCUUUUCAGGGCGGCAGAAAGCAGCGCUGGUCCGUCCACACUUAGAGUUCCCGUGUUUAUGUGUGACUUAGACAUCUUACAUAACAGCAACUGUGAUAAAUACUAAAAAAAAAAAGCCCAUCAGUCGUUCACAUGCAGGACAGCAAGCCUUGCAAAGAGCUACCGGAGACACUGAGGCUGCCGCUGCUGAAGGAUCUUUAUGGAUCACCCUUUUUUCCUACUGAUCCCUUUAUUCCACUGCUGCUGUUGUUGGCAGAAGCAUGGACCAAUAUAGCUACAGGUGCUGCAAUGUUCUUUUAAACUUCGGAGCCUUCUACAUAUCUUCAAAGUCACAAUUAAUUUAAUGACCUUUCAUUGAAGUGAGAGGCAGUAUACUGCAGAUAUGGUGGUUCCCCUCAGCAAGCUUCACUGCCUCUUGAAGAGAGCUCAGAUGGUGCUACUCUGCCUGGGCAUCGCCUAUCUGAUGGCAGGCAGCAUCCUGCUCUUGCAGCGCUCCACCAUCAGGGCGCCUCAGCCAAACCUCCCCAGCCUGCCGCCCCUGCUAUCUCUUGUCGCACCUCCUCCUGCCCUCGGUAGGGCAGGCAUGGGUAUGAGAGCACGUUCCAGAUGGGCCGCCGUUCAGACCAUAUCUGGCGGAGGAGCCAAAGCAUCUCAAAGCUGGCCAAGUUCCCGCAGCCUGAGGGUCCAGCAUUUACACCGCCGCUGGUUUCACAGCCUACUGCCAGAGAGUCCAGAGCAGAAAGUCUCUCAGCACAGGAACAGCAGACACAAAGGAACCUACAUUGGCUGCUUCCUGCAUAAUGCCAGCGAUCGAGCUUUGGGGGGAACCAUGCUUUAUGACCUACGCAAGAUGACCAGCUCCCUGUGUCAGGACACCUGCUCAGAAAGUGGAUACCAGUUUGCAGGCUUGGAGUAUGGAGCUGAGUGUCACUGUGGGAACCGGAUCAGCAGCCCCCCGGCACCGGAGGAGGACUGCAGUCUGGUGUGCCGGGGUGAGAGGGGGUCUCCCUGUGGCGGCGUGGGCCGUCUCUCCAUUUACAAGGUGGAGGAGCAGCUGCCAGGUCACAGAAAAUUCAGAAACAUUCACCAUCGUGGCUGCUUCAACCUGACAAACAGCAUCAUUAGCACUUUCCCGGUCCACUCCUUUCAGCCCAACCUAACCACUCAUUCCUGCAUCGAGACAUGCACUGAUAAGGAGUUCCCCUUGGCUGUGGUGAAGAAGCCCCAUUGCUUUUGCACAUGGACCUCGUCUCUUUUUAAUAUCAACCGGCACUCGGACAAACAGCAGUGUGCAGAGGGCGGCGCUCAGAACCGCACAGAAGGCUCAGCAUCCACAGCCGAAGCAGAGCCUGACCAUUACCAGGUGUAUCACACGCCUGUGCUCGACUCAAGGUGCAAAGAGAGGAUGUUUCUGCCUCAGAAAUCCUCCUCCCUGGUGGCUCUGUCCAGUUUUCCAGGGGCAGGCAACACCUGGGUCCGACACCUGAUUGAGCUUUUGACCGGAUACUACACUGGCAGCUUUUACUUUGAUGGCAGUCUCUACAACAGAGGUUUUAAAGGGGAAAAGGACUAUUGGAAGAGCGGCCGCAGCAUCUGUGUGAAGACCCAUGAAAGUGGUCAGAAAGAGAUCGAAAUGUUUGAUUCUGCCAUCCUGCUGAUUCGAAACCCUUACCGCUCCUUAAUAGCUGAAUUCAACCGCAAGUGUGCUGGACACCUGGGGCACGCCACAGAGGCACAGUGGGACAGCAAAGAAUGGCCAGAAUUUGUCUCCGGCUAUGCCCCCUGGUGGGCCUCCCACGCUCUGAGCUGGCUCAAGUUUGGACGCCACUUGCUGGUGGUGCAUUAUGAGGAGCUCCGGAAAGCCCUCCUCCCCCAGCUCCGUCUCAUCGCUGCUUUCCUGAAUGUCACCAUAACAGAGGAGAGGCUUCUAUGCGCACAGAGCAACCAGGACGGCCAUUUCAAACGCCCCGGCGCCCAGCAGACCUCCUUUGACCCGUUCACUCCUGACAUGAGGCGGAUAAUCGACUCUUUCAUUGUUACAGUUGACCAGGCACUGCAGAGCAGGAACUUUAGCAGAAUUCCAGAGGAGUACCUCCCCAGAUGAUGGUUGUUAGGCUUUGAAAUGACUGGUUCACCCUGGGUCUAAGGGAAGGUUUGUGGUUUUCUCAGCAGGAAUGGAUUAGCUGAUGUAAGUGGACCAAAUGACCUUCUUACAAGCCGGGCUACAAAAAAAAGAUGACAGUUCACUGGGAAAUCCAACAGAGAACAGUUGUCGAAAACCUUGAGGCCUUGACCUCUUCUCUGAAAGCAACAUAGAUGAUAAACAGAGAAGACUUGACAUGAAGUGCUAACCUGACGGAGGGUCUGAUUAAGCCACGUAUACCAUAUACUCUUAGCAUAUGGUUGUUCUUGAGCAGAUUUAACUCCUAAACAUUCAUUAGCUUAUCUAGAUA
Cyprinodon variegatus (sheepshead minnow) is the source of this 2463-nucleotide messenger RNA. RefSeq names its product WSC domain containing 1 (gene wscd1). The transcript is spliced from 9 exons. Bases 393 to 2114 code for a protein of 573 amino acids. Gene Ontology annotation, molecular function: sulfotransferase activity. The record is from RefSeq and is a predicted model, not a curated record. Lineage: Eukaryota; Metazoa; Chordata; Actinopteri; Cyprinodontiformes; Cyprinodontidae.